AUGACGCAAAGAUCACUUGACACAGUGAAGUGCACUCAGCAAGUCUAUAUGGAUACAGUUAAUAUAGAAAAAUUGGAACCGAGCACAAGCUACAUGAUUGAGAAAAGCAUAGCUGCUUUUGCUGGGGGUAAAGGAGUUGUUCCGUUCUUUUCCAUCCCUACUGGUGAAGAAGAUUAUUUAGAAUUUAUGAAGUCCUUAUUCUUUCUUUCCUCAAAAGAUACUGCUAUGAAAGCAUCUGACUGUUUGGUACUUUAUAUCAACAUAAUAAGGGGAAGCUUCAUGAAUCUUGAUAAAGAGAUCAAAAGGAGUUUGGUCGAUUCUGGGAUGGAGUGCAAUAUGUAUGAUGAUGAUGACACAGAAGAUUGGAUAUUAGGUUGGAUACCGGAUUUGUAUACGUCUGAGGAAUAUACAUCUUGCGAGGUUGACUCAGCGACUAUUAGAGUCAAUAUUGGUAUAUAUUGGAACUUUAUAACAAAGAGACUUACGGCUGCAAACAUAGAAGGAUGGUUGAAAAAACGUAGGGGAGCAUAUGCUACUGCCUGUCAAAUUGCAGAUGAUGAGGAAGCCUUGUUGACAUUAUCUCCAGAUCUUGGGUUCGCGGGAAAAGUUAAUCAGUCAAUGGCAUCACUCUUGAUGAUAGAGUAG
Molecule: messenger RNA, 645 nt
Organism: Macrosiphum euphorbiae (potato aphid)
Lineage: Eukaryota; Metazoa; Arthropoda; Insecta; Hemiptera; Aphididae
Source: the annotation of a GenBank genome assembly